CAUGUCGGUCAGGCUUCUACAAGGCCUCAGCUAUGGAUGCGUACUGUGUCAAGUGUCCUCCACACAGCUACUCUCACCAGGACAAGGCCUCUGAGUGUGUAUGUGAACGAGGUUUCUAUCGAGCAGAAUCAGACCCUCGCUCUAUGGCCUGCACAAGACCACCUUCAGCACCAGGUAACCCGAUUUCGAUGGUGAACGAGACAGCGGUGACUCUGGAAUGGAGUCCUCCCCGAGACAGUGGUGGACGUGGAGAUGUCAGCUAUAGUGUCCACUGCAGAAAGUGCUCUGGCGAAACAGGGGCGUCAGAGAGGUGUGUUCCCUGUGGCAGCGGCGCACACUUCAACCCCAGACAGUUCGGCUUGACGCACCCCAGAGUUCUGGUCACUGAACUGCAGCCACACACCAAUUACACCUUCAGCGUUGAAGCCCUGAAUGGAGUCUCAGAUCUGAGCCCCAGUCCACGUCAGCUGGUGUCUGUCAACGUCACCACCAGUCAGACAGUGAGCGUCAUCUUAAAGGAAAGGAAGGGCACUGAUAGUGUGACGCUGGCAUGGCAGGGUCCAGAACCUGUUGACGGGACCGUGGUGGAAUAUGAAGUCACCUAUUAUGAAAAGAACCAGCAGGAUCAGAACUACACUGUCCUCAAGACAAAAUCCAACAGCAUGACGGUGGACGGGCUUAAACCGGGAACUACAUACAUCUUCCGGGUUCGAGCACGUACUGAUGGAGGAUAUGGGAACUAUAAGGGAGAGAUUGAGUUGGAGACGAGCCACGAGGACAUGCUGGCAGUCGGAGAUCCAAACCAGCAAACCAUACUGGCUAUUUCAGUGGCCGGCGGUGCAGUUCUCCUGGUCCUGCUUGUGGCCUGCUUCAUUGUUAGUGGACGGCGCUGUGGAUAUAUUAAAGCAAAGCAAGACCCUGAGGAGGAGAAAAUGCAGUUUCAGCAUGGACGAGUCAAACUUCCUGAAACCCGUACGUACAUUCACCCCCAUACAUAUGAAGACCCGAACCAGGCAGUGCGAGACUUCGCCAAAGAGAUUGAAGUCUCCAACAUUCGGAUUGAAAGAGUCAUUGGGGCUGGUGAGUUCGGCGAGGUCUGCAGUGGCCGUCUGCGUCUGCCCAGUAAAAGAGAGAUCCAGGUGGCCAUCAAGAGUCUGAAAGCUGGAUAUUCAGAACACCAGAGACGCGACUUUCUGAGCGAGGCCAGCAUUAUGGGCCAGUUCGACCACCCUAACAUCAUUCGACUGGAAGGAGUUGUCACCAGAUGUAAGCCUGUGAUGAUAGUGACAGAGUACAUGGAAAAUGGAUCUCUGGACACUUUUUUGAAGAAACACGACGGGCAGUUCACAGUGAUCCAGCUGUUGGGAAUGCUGAGAGGGAUCGCCGCCGGGAUGCAGUACCUCUCCGAGAUGAACUACGUGCAUCGGGAUUUGGCAGCACGGAAUAUUCUGGUAAACGGAAACCUGGUGUGUAAAGUGUCUGACUUCGGGCUGUCGCGCGUGCUGGAGGACGAUCCUGAAGCGGCAUACACUACACGGGGUGGAAAGAUUCCCAUUCGCUGGACGGCUCCAGAGGCCAUCACCUACAGGAAGUUUACCUCAGCCAGUGAUGUAUGGAGUUACGGCAUUGUCAUGUGGGAGGUGAUAUCCUAUGGGGAGCGACCGUACUGGGAAAUGUCCAAUCAGGAUGUGAUAAAAGCUGUAGAUGAAGGCUACAGGCUUCCGGCCCCGAUGGAUUGUCCGGUGGUGCUUCACCAGCUCAUGCUUGACUGCUGGGAAAAGAACCGCAGCGAUCGGCCCAAAUUCGGGCAGAUUGUCAACACUCUGGACAGGCUGAUCCGAAAUCCCAGCAGCCUGAAGCAGCUGGCCAACAGUGCGGUCUGGGAGGAUCCAGUGACUCCUGAGGCGGCGGUCAACACAGUUGAAGACUGGCUGGACUUGAUUAAAAUGGGUCAGUACAAAGAACACUUCUCCAGCGCCGGCUACGUUACCCUGGACUCAGUUCUGUAUGUCAGCAGCAGUGAAUUGGACAAGAUGGGUGUUGAGCUGGCAGGACAUCAGAAGAAGAUCCUGUCCAGCAUCCAGUGUCUUCAGGCACAUCACGGGACUCAAGUUCAGGUAUAGCGGCUCACCUCACUGCUCUCGACCCGCUUCCACAGAGAAGACCGGAAGUCAUCGAUCUUGCCAAACGGAAGCGUCUUGCUGCAAAACGACUCUUGUCUUAUCUCUCUACCAGCACUGAAGUUCAUCAGCCCUACAGGAGAACGGGCCGGUACCUUCCCCUUUUUUUGUGUGUUCAGCAGCCAGAUGCUUAUAGACUUGAGAAAAAAAAAGUGGAUCCAAGGACAAGAACCGACAUCGGUGCACUGUGAACAUCAUGCUCCAGUCCUCAGUGUACAGAAGAAGAAAAAAACCUUGAGAAGAAACACCGAUUGUGUCUUGUGAAUCUCUGAACCGUUUUUUUGCAAGCGAUACUUGUGUGAUUUUCUUCAAUCAGACGUGGCGAGGAUGAGGAAACGUUCAGCGAGAUGUCCUUGCGAGCUUGUGUGUGUGUGUGGGAAUAGUUUCGAAAGGUUCUCUAAACGCCUUUACAAAGCAAUGAAGCACUGAUCUCUCUUUCACGUACGCUUUCUAAAAAAAAAAGGGGUCGAUCCUUGACCCUGAAUGCCAUUGCUCUUAUCAAGCCCUCGCCAGCAUCUUUGGAAAAAUCACCUUCGAGAGUUUGAGAGAAUCUCACUCGUCACAAGUUUUGACAUUGGACGCGCAGCAACUGAGAAGCGAGAGAGACGUUUAAGGAAUGAGAAGUAAUUGUUGCUUUGCAAAGCGAGACAGGACAGCGUGACGAUGUCAUUUAGAGGGCAGAUGUCAUCCUUUCUUCAAACUGGCAGCAACUUCCUCUCUUUGUCAAGCCGCUCCAUUUGAUGUGGCUUUCCUCUAAUUUUCAUUGCAUAUUUGAAGUGGUUCGCCUCAUUACAUACAUUUCAUCGCAAACGUGAGCCUUCUUUUUUUUGGAAAUAGACGUGUUGAGCAUUUAAUGAGGAAGAAUUCAUCCGUAAACCGUCCCGUGUUGAUGGAGCUGGACUGCUGAACCAGUGUAUGUGUUGGAUCCCCUUCAGAGAAAAGGUCUGAUGGUUCAGUGUGGCUUCAUGAGUAGUUGUAUGUACUUUACAUAAGGUGUGGUUCUACCAAACGUACGCUGAAACGUACAUUACUUCAAAUUAAAAAUGAGUUCCUAAAUUAUGAGUUGAUUAGCAUUUCUGUAAUUGUUUACAAUAUUGUUUACUAUAAAAGACUGUGACUGCAACACAUGGACUACUUUUGUUUUGGCUUUUUUGCAGUUGAGUUGUCUGUCCAUCCUGAUCUCACGAGGAAACAUAACUAUUUCACGUCUUGUUAGUUUAGUGGUACGAAAGGGAGUUUAGUUGUACGAAAAUGUCUGAUUUUUAAAAAGGAAGUGUCACACCAAACGUCAAAUAAAGCCAAACGUCAUUGGGGGAUAAACAAAUCAUACUAAAUUGUACAAAUGAGAUUAUACGAAUUCAUACGCCACUAAAUUAAAAAGUUUCAAAUUGCCGUGA
Molecule: messenger RNA, 3577 nt
Organism: Danio rerio (zebrafish)
Lineage: Eukaryota; Metazoa; Chordata; Actinopteri; Cypriniformes; Danionidae
Gene: ek1
Product: eph-like kinase 1
Biological process (GO): ephrin receptor signaling pathway; cell surface receptor protein tyrosine kinase signaling pathway
Cellular component (GO): membrane; plasma membrane
Molecular function (GO): transferase activity; protein kinase activity; kinase activity
Source: RefSeq, marked provisional